Anthonomus grandis grandis is the source of this 620-nucleotide messenger RNA. RefSeq lists its product as uncharacterized. Bases 206 to 586 code for a protein of 126 amino acids. NCBI's taxonomy places the organism in Eukaryota, Metazoa, Arthropoda, Insecta, Coleoptera, Curculionidae. The transcript is spliced from 2 exons. The record is from RefSeq and is a predicted model, not a curated record.
UCCUCAGACCCCAGGUAUCAUAUAUGAUACCUGAGGAUUUAAUUUUUUUUUCGGCGCGCAGAAGCAACUAGCCACCAGUUCCCGAUGGUAUCAUAAAUGAUACAUAGCCAAAUAUGCGCACACAUUUUUAUUUCGCCGACGCACGCUGUAGUGGUGAGGUUAGGUUAGUGUAUUGUUUACAUUUGCAAGUGCACGUUGCAUCAUUAUGCCUUUUGACCAAAAUAAGAGGGCCUUAACCAGCUUCGAGCUAGAAGAAUUAGUUCUUAAUCUGGACCUAGACCAAUCAGAUAUCGGCGAUUUAUCAUCGGAGAGUGGGGAUGAAGUAGAUGUGGACUUUUAUCUCUAUGAAGGAAAAGGAUCAUCUGUCGAAUCAUCGCUAUUUAAAACACCAGAAAAACUAGACGUAGGUAGCAGAAUGGUGCUGGAGCUGACCGAAACUUUGCCGAUAGGAGUAUCAGUGUAUACUGACCGUCAUUUUACUUCAAUAUCUUUGAUUGAUGUUCUUUUGUCAAGACAAAUAACUUUGGCUGGUACAAUAAUGGCUUCUAGAAUUCCCAAAAACGCAAUUCCGCAAACUGAUAAUUAAUUUAAAAAAUUGGGUCAUGGAUCACAUGACUCAC